Gongylonema pulchrum is the source of this 390-nucleotide messenger RNA. The record is from the annotation of a GenBank genome assembly. Lineage: Eukaryota; Metazoa; Nematoda; Chromadorea; Rhabditida; Gongylonematidae.
AUGGAACGUCUUGGUGUCCAGGAGGAUGACCGUCGCUUGGCUGCUGUUGAUGCUUCUGGACCGUUGCUGUACAGUGACAUUGCCGCGGCGCUUGUAUUGUUGAAGGCUGUAGUGGUCCACAGCGAUGCAUGCGGCCUUGUCCUUGUCCUCAGUGGCGUUGGUAGGAGCAGCCUAUAUUUGUUCCACGCUUACCUAACAACUGCUACUACAGCGCAUGGAGCAGCUGCUUCUUGUGUCAGCUUCCACAAACGUUCAUCCACAUUUGGACUAGAUACCCAGCACAGCAGUGUACUGGCGAAUGGAUCGAUUCAGGACAUCAGCAUCCAUGACACAUCUGAAACCACAAAUGCAUAUGCCAUGCUGUCCAGCACAACAUUAGCGCAUGUCUGA